CGCUCUGGGCUCGGGCCGGCUCUCGGCCAUGGCCCCGGGGAAGGCCCCGUGCCGGCGGCGCAGCAGCGACUCGGGCGUGGAGCCGGACCGCGGGGCGCUGCCCCGGGACAGGGACCAGCGCACCGCGCUCUCCCAGAAGAAGAAGGACCAGCGCAUCGCGCUCUUCCUCAGCGACUUCGACCAGCAGGCCAAGGAGCACAUCCAGGAGAUGAAGAAGGAGCUCGAUUCGCUUCUGCAGACAGCAGAGAAGGCGUUUGCGGUGGAGCUGCUGACGAUGCCGGCUGCCGUCAGGAAGAUGAAAAGGAAAGAGGUGCUCGAUUUGCAAGGACGGGAGGAAGUGGCUCUUGCUGCUGCAGUGACUAACUGCUCUCUAGAAGACACGCCAAAUCCCAAACUGGUGAGGACCAACGGCAAAAAAGUUAAGGUAACUACAAUAGUUGAAUAUGAAGAUGCCAAGCACAGUUCUGCAAAGAAAAUAACUAAAAAAAUUUCCAAAACCAGGUCGCUGGUUUCCUUGGCCACUGGUUUAAGUGGCAAACUGAACUCUCUUUCUAGUGCCACAAAUCUCAAAGCCACUCCAAAGGGAGAUAGAAGUGCUGGAUUACAACAGACUGUCUCAAGAACUUUACCGGCCAGUGGAAGAGUUCAAAGCAUGUUAAAAAGAAGUAAAUCAGUACCCCAACAUAAAAGUGUUCCAUUUGUUAACAUCCCCCUGGCUGAUGGACAGACACUGUGUACAGCUGGUGGAGACCUCCGUAAUAUCGAUGUGCAGCUCCUAAAUCAGGACACAGUACAGCACAUUCAUAACCUGGUGAGUGAGCUGACUGUACUUUGUGGAAAGGUAACACCUAAACCAAGUUAAUGGAACUGCCUUAUGACUGCAGAACAUUUGUGACUGCUCAUGCCUGCUGCCUCCAAAGUGUUGAAAUUGUGUCUAUUAUGUCUUAAUAAAGCUUUCUACUGCCCAAGUAAAUGUUUUUAUAAGCUUUUA
Hirundo rustica (Barn swallow) is the source of this 991-nucleotide messenger RNA. RefSeq names its product borealin-2-like. Gene Ontology annotation, biological process: mitotic sister chromatid segregation. Gene Ontology annotation, cellular component: spindle midzone; chromosome, centromeric region; chromosome passenger complex. Bases 29 to 862 code for a protein of 277 amino acids. NCBI's taxonomy places the organism in Eukaryota, Metazoa, Chordata, Aves, Passeriformes, Hirundinidae. The record is from RefSeq and is a predicted model, not a curated record. The transcript has 10 exons.